CUUGCUUCCUGGAACAAAGUUUGUUUCACUUUUUCUUUUGAGCAGUGAAAAAUUGCUCCUGCCGUUUUGACAUGAACAGCACUCCCCAAUUCCUGAGAUAAGUUCAUCAGCAAUCAGACACUUGCCUGCAGUAGUUGGUCUCAAAGGAUGGAGAAGUCCAGCUGGAUCACCAAAAGGAAUCUGAGCAUGGACCUGAUAGAUAGAGCAGAAACUGUUGCUAAGGAGCUGAGCAGAGCGGUUGAACAGGGAGACAAGGAAACUGCAAUUGAGUGUGCUGGGAUCCUGGCUGAGCAACGUGUGCCCGUCAACGUCCAACUCAAGGACUCUGCGUACCAUCAACAGGAGAUCAGGUUAAGAGUUGGCGUUGAAGACUCGCGGACAAGUGGUAUAACCAUCACAAUGAAAGUGUUUCCUUACACAACUAUUGCAACACUGAAGACAAAGAUGCAUAAGGACUACAGUUUCCAUCCUAAGCUGCAACAGUGGAUCAUUGCACAGCGGCUGGCCAAGGACCAUGAAACGCUCUUCUUUCACGGCAUCAGAAAGGACGGGGACACAGCCUACAUGUACCUGUUGACAGCGAAGCAGGCCAACGCCACACGGAAUGAACAGGUGCAGCUUCUAGCAGAAGCAACUCAGAUGGUUGAAGAUGAACCAAGACCAAGUAAUGGAGAAUUUCUCGCGGUGUUGGAACCCCGUGGCACCCAAACACAGUUAAGUGAAGCACAGAUUUUGGCAGAAGCAGAGCCACAGGUGGGCUGGGAGUGUCCAGGAUGCACAUAUAUCAAUAAACCAACUCGUCCAGGAUGUGAGAUGUGUGGCACUGCCAGACCAGAUGACUACCAGGUACCCAACACCUACAAACCUGACCAAGAGGAACUGCAGAGGAUAAAAGACGAAGAAGCAGCUCUUAAACAAUAUGAACAAGUAGGUGCUCGAGGCGACAACGGAAUUACCAGGCAGAUGUUGGAAACGGAUGAACAAAACCUGAUCUCAGCGAGUGAGGAGUUUGAGUGCCCAAUUUGUUACGUCACGUUGGAGCACGGUGAAGGUGUUACUCUUCGAGAAUGCUUACAUUCCUUCUGCAAAGACUGCCUGAAGGGGACAAUUCUAAACAGCACAGAAGCUGAUGUGACAUGUCCAUUUAUGAACGAGCUUUACUCCUGCAAAAGCAAGAUCCUUGAACGCGAGAUAAAAUACCUCCUGACAGGGGCCGAGUACUGUAGCUACCUGGACAGAAGUUUAACGAUUGCAGAGACCUGCAGCGAGAACAGUUACCACUGCAAGACUCCUGACUGCAGGGGCUGGUGCAUCUACGAAGAUGACGUCAAUGAUUUUCACUGUCCCCUCUGUAAUAAGAAGAACUGCCUGGUGUGCAAGGCUAUACACGAAGGGAUAAACUGCAAGGAAUACCAAGAUGACCUCAAAAUUCAAGCUGAAAAUAAUGAAGCUGCAAAACAAACUGCUGAGAUGCUCAAGACACUUCUGAAUCAGGGGGAAGCCAUGUAUUGUCCUAAAUGCAAGAUUGUGGUGCAGAAGAAGGAUGGAUGUGAUUGGAUAUGUUGCACUAUGUGCAGAACAGAAAUUUGCUGGGUGACGAAGGGACCUCGCUGGGGACCUCAGGGGACUGGUGACAUCAGUGGAGGAUGCCGUUGCCGUGUCAAUGGUGUACCAUGUCAUCCCAAAUGUCAGAAUUGCCACUGAUUACCUGUGCAACAAUGCAGCUAAGCCCACAGCAAUGUACCCGAGACUUAUUUCUGCUGGACAAGCAUUCUCAGCUGCCGAGAAAACUAAAACCAUUGGUGAUAUUCCCGAAAUUCAUUAGAAUCCAGAUACUGGCUUCAAUAUUUUUAGGGGGAUAAAAAAAAACUUUACUGCAUCUAAAUGAAAGAUUUCCAAAGCACUAUUCUCAGGUGUCUCUGUAACUGGGUGAAACACUUCAUGCACUUGCAACGUCAGAAACUGUAUUGAAGUGACAGAACAAGGGAGCACUAUGAACUUCCCAGCCAUUGUUUGCUAAAGCUGGACGGUUGGCACAAUGAAUUAGUUCCUGAAGUUGUGAAGAGUUAUCACCAUCCGCUGGGAGCAGAAUGCAAAUCAUGUGAAGAUGCACAGGAUGAAGCAUCUCACCAAUAGCAGCUAAGGUUCUAAGUGAAAUGAGGAAGAGUAGUGCCAGUUCUCAAGCACUAAUUUGGAGGCCUCAUUUAGACCAUUAGCCUGGAGUUAAGAACUUUAAUUACAUCCAAUGCAUUACAUAAAAAAUGAAACUGGUCAGUUUCAUUCCUUUAAACUGGGAAAAAGUAAGUUCCAAGAAUGGAGUUAACAUGUGCUUUUGUAGAAACUCUGGACUUGUACUAAGCCUUGGAUGGCUUGAAGCUGGGACUCAGCACACACUUAAAAACAGAUAAUCUUGUUUCUAUAAUUUCAUUCUUAUUCACUUCUCAAUGUGUACAUUUCCAAUCUAAUAAAGAAACUCUCAUAUGCACAUAAAA
This is a messenger RNA of Pristis pectinata (smalltooth sawfish), 2492 nucleotides long. RefSeq names its product ranBP-type and C3HC4-type zinc finger-containing protein 1-like. The record is from RefSeq and is a predicted model, not a curated record. Gene Ontology annotation, molecular function: ubiquitin binding; ubiquitin-protein transferase activity. The coding region runs from base 148 to 1704 and encodes 518 amino acids. Gene Ontology annotation, cellular component: LUBAC complex. Lineage: Eukaryota; Metazoa; Chordata; Chondrichthyes; Rhinopristiformes; Pristidae. Gene Ontology annotation, biological process: positive regulation of canonical NF-kappaB signal transduction; protein linear polyubiquitination; proteasome-mediated ubiquitin-dependent protein catabolic process. The transcript is spliced from 13 exons.